AUGCUGUUCAUCAAACAAGGCUUUCACUUCCUGAUCCAUGGCACUGCUGUGGUAAUAUCGCCGGAUUACAAGUCUACCAACCCGAGCAUGAGUGAGUUCUCUACGGCCAACUUCUACUCCUAUGUCACACCUCAGGGGUAUUUCAGCUUCGGAUGGUGGCUUCCUGCCAUCCCUGGUGCAGACACCAGCCACUGCUCUCCUCGGCCUGAAAUCCAAGAUAUAGACUGGUACGAGUACACCACGACGGGCAGCUGCAACGAGACUUCCUGCGAGGUGCACGCAGUGAACUACAUGCUCGACAACCUCGGCUCGCCAUUGUUGGAUGUCGACUAUGUGGCAAGGUUUCUUGACAUUGCAGAGAAGGAAGAGGCGCCCUUGGGUCAAUUGACGCUCAGUUACUUCAAUCAGCCCAAGGGCGCAUUUGGCGUGGCCUCACAUCAAAUGAUUAGCAACGAGCAACGAUCCUCAGGUGACUGCCAUGAUGCAUUUCAUACAUUGUCAAAGUUGCGAAGGGAAUUCGAUGUGCCUUUGAACUUCACUUUUGAGAAUCCCUGUCAGAUCAUAGGCGACGAGGCAACAGACUACCACUCCCUGAUCCGUGAUCAAUAUGUAAAGGAUAAAAACCAGAUUUACCUAUUGAAGACGCCAUUUCGAACGGUUUUCGUAUUGCCGCCGCGGAGCGUGACGAAAUAUGGCUGGUUGCCGGAACAUAAAAUCUCAUCCGCUGUUGAUCUUGGUGAACGAUUUCUCAGCGAUUAUACUUGGAUUGGAUCCACAACGCCGGAAGAUGAAGGUGAUCGCACACACACGGCCAUCACCUAUGCAAAAGGAUCUCUCACGAAGAAUGCCGCUCAACUGAUCGACAUUGUCUACGAAGAGGUGGAUUAUGCACUCGACAAGGAACUCGGCAGCGACCCAUAUAUGAAAAUGCGCAUUUCAGUGCAUCAACUUACAACCACUAUUUUCCUACACGUCUUUGAGCGACUAUUCUUGGGCAAGGAGUUGGGUCGUAAUCCGGAAUGGAUGAAAUUGUCCGCGGAACAUUCAGGCGCCGCAUUCACUGCUGCAUUCGCCCUGUCAAAGUAUCACUGGAUGAUAAGACCGGUUGCCGCUCGCUUCGUUCCUGAGAUGAGACGACUACGUUCGUUAAAUGCCACAUUGGAACAAUAUAUCCAGCCUCUUCACCAGGCUCGACUGCGCGAUUUGCAGCAGCCCGACUUCAAACCUCCGGCUGACUUGAUUCAGUCGUUCAUCGAGCACGCGGGCAAGCAUGCGACUAAUUCGAGUAAGCUGGUCGAGGCUAUGGUGCAGACGAACAUUGCUGGUAUAUCGAGCACUGGGCGAGUGUUACUUCAAGCAUUGUUCGACCUGGCUGAGCAUCCUGAGCUCGUGCCGGAAUUGAAUAAAGAAAUAGCCCAGGUCAGACAGGAAGUGGGUGGAAAAACUGCAGACGCGAGGACUAUGUUGAACCCAACUGCUCUCGCAAAGUUACAUAAGAUGGAUUCACUUUUCAAAGAGUCUCAGCGAUUCCGUCAUGCCAAUCUGCUUUCUGUCUACCGCAAGGCCAUUCAGCCGCUUCGAUUGAACGGUGAUAUUGUUCUUCCUGCAGGAUCCUAUGUUGCCGUCCCUGGCGCCAUCCAGGCGACCACAGCCGAGGACGGAUCUAGCCUACCAUUCCGGCCUUUCCAAUGGGCAGAAAAACGGGCCUCUGCAGAACGCGACCAUACGGAGGUGAAAUUGGGCUACGUAUUCUCAGGGCCGGAAGCGCUCGAAUUCGGCGCCGGAUCUCACGCCUGUCCUGGGCGGUUCUUCGCCACACACGCCCUCAAGGUAGCUCUCAUGCGUAUUUUGGAUCGCUACGAGAUCCGCAUGCCAGCGGGGUCUCAGCGGCCACCGACGGUGUACAACCAUCUUUUUGAGAUGCUGCAAGACCGCAGCGCUGCGAUGGAGUUCUCUGCCAAAAGAUAA
This is a messenger RNA of Talaromyces atroroseus, 1968 nucleotides long. RefSeq lists its product as hypothetical. The transcript is spliced from 10 exons. The record is from RefSeq and is a predicted model, not a curated record. Gene Ontology annotation, molecular function: oxidoreductase activity, acting on paired donors, with incorporation or reduction of molecular oxygen; monooxygenase activity; iron ion binding. The coding region runs from base 1 to 1968 and encodes 655 amino acids. NCBI's taxonomy places the organism in Eukaryota, Fungi, Ascomycota, Eurotiomycetes, Eurotiales, Trichocomaceae.